AUGCCUUCUUUUAUCGAGUUAGAAAAGCUCUUGAACUUUGCACUCUCCUCGCCAGAGGUGGGGACCGUAAAUUUUAACAUUUUGCGCAUGUUUCUUCAAGAAAUACUACGGCAUCUUGGCAUUGAAAACAAAGCUAUCGACAUUGACACACUAGGAGAGGAACACAAAAGUGCUAUUGACUUUAUCAAGGAUGGGUUUGCCGAUGUUACCAGUCUAGAAAAAAGAUCACUCGAAGUCUUUCAAGUCGAAGAAACUCCUGAAAUGAUGGUGGGACCUGAAGCCGAAUCCACGACUCCAUUUCAAAGCAAUACAGAGCAAGAACAAGAGUCUCCUCCUCCAUCAGCCUUAGAUGCGGAGCAGAGGGAAGGAGAACAGUUGACGAGUGUGGAAACUGAUCCCACAGAAGAAAGUAAAUUGGAUGCAUCGAUUACAGAAGGAGAAUUGAGCAUUGCUCCUCCUAAAUCAGAAGAUCUUCCAGUUAAAGAUCAACCGCCCUUAACCCGAAGCUCCGUUUUCUCACCUGGAGGAUCAGAUUCGCUGAACAGCCUAAAAAGGAGGGUUUCAGAACUCCAAGGACGUGUAGAAUUUCUUGAGUCACACCCCCUUCCCGCUGUUCCUGAUCCCGUUAUAUCGGUGGCUUCCUUAGUGAGGAAGGAGAGCAAGACACCCGCUCAUGACUUUGUGGAGUUGGUCAACAUAAAGCGGACGCUUGAGGCGUCAGAAAGUUCUCUGGAGGGCUUAACAGAAAUGGUAGAUGCCUUAGCGUCUGAUCUGAAUGAACUGAAAGAAUCUUUGCCCAAAGUCCAUAAGACCUCAAGUGAUCUGCGCUCUGAUAUGGAGGAACUGCGGAAAUCUCUGAAUGCAAUGAAAGAGGAUAAAGCAGGAAAAGAGGAAGGGGAAAAGGAAGGGGACACGAUAUCAAGUCUGGAAAAUACUGAGCAAAGAAUGGAUGGAUUUGAAAGUGUGCUGGCAAACUUGAAAGAAGCCUUUGCUGAGAUUACUGAAAAUGUGAAAGAUCACUCACAAGUAACAGAUCCCAAGGGGCAGGAAAUGCUUGACGCUCAUGAAAAACAGCUUCAGGGAUUGAAGGUUCACAUUGAAAAAGUAGAAGGUAAACUGGAUGGAGUGAGUUCCAAGUUAAGUGGAGCUGAAGAGGCUGCAGCAGACACCCUGACUAAACUUGAAGCGUGUGGUGAGGAAAUCAACGAAAUCAAAACCAAACAAGAAACUUUGGGUGAAGAGUUAAAAAAUCACAAAUCACAAAUUAAAGACAACGAAAUGCAGAUUCACCAGUUAAGCAACUCGAUGACGUUGAUGAAACGUGAAAACACUGAGCGGGCGAAUGUAGAGGCUGCGGACAAAGAGAAAGAACACAAGUCGGAAACUUCGACGUACAGGCGCCGCGCGUACAGCGUCGAUCGACAAGAACUGAGUUUGAUCCGUACCAUGAUAUCUGAGUUACAAGAAGAAAAAGAAAAACUAAAACAGACCGACAUCCGAUUGAAUGACGAGCUUUACAGGAAACAGAGGCAUUUGGACGACCUUUAUAACAUUGUUGACGAACUGAGAGACGUGAAAGUCGACAAAGAACUGCUUAACAUGGGAUUUGAGCUGAAAGCUGAUAAAAAAGACGUGGAAACCAAGAUUGGAAGGGAAGACUUUGAGCACUGCAUAGGUCUUGUUGAUCAGUCCUUAAGAGAUUUGCUGCAAAGAUUAGAAGGCCACGAAAACGCGCUGAAAUUAGCCAUAGAAGCAAUCCACUCAGACGUGGGCAAGAAACUCGACAAAGAAGAAGUUGAACCCUUGAAGCGUUACCUGGAGUCUCGAAUGGAAUUUAUGAAACCAAAACCGGUGGAAAGACCGCCCCCAGAAGAAUUGGCAGCAGGGAUCCGAAAGCGGUUCCUAGUGGAUCACAACUGUAUAUCAUGUGACCGCCCUGUUAAAUACGCGAGAGAGGAGCCUUUUCCCCCUCUACCAACCAUACGCUGCAUGCCGGGAUCGAAGUCGACCCGUCCCUACACCACUUUCGAGCUGGAACAGAUCCGACAGCACAUGCUCCCAGGAGGACUGUCGAUGACGAAGGAAAGGUUUGAACUGCUGGAGAAGCAACGCAGCAAGUUACAGAAAGAAAUGUUACGACUUAGUGGUGUUCACGAUCUACAAGAAUUGGCCGAGGCCACUGCAAGAGCCUGUGGAGGAGUCCAUACCCUCACCUAUCCCCAUAGUCAGUCGGUUGUUCGUGGACUUCAGCUUAACAAGGACGACUUGGACUUCCUCGUCCCGCAGAAAGAUUUUCAACCGGUGGAUAUCUUAGGACAGGACGGACACAUCUAUAAGGGAUUACUUGAUUCCCUCCCUACGACACUUCCCCACAUCCCACAAAAGGGCAAAACCUCCGGACUAAAAAAUGCCCCAAGGAAUGUGAGGAGGAGCACGACCCCGACUUCCCCUAGUCUUCAAAAACCUGCAAAGGACCAAAUUGAAAGUUGCUAA
Messenger RNA from Pocillopora verrucosa, 2493 nucleotides. Its product is annotated as glutamine-rich protein 2-like. NCBI's taxonomy places the organism in Eukaryota, Metazoa, Cnidaria, Anthozoa, Scleractinia, Pocilloporidae. The record is from RefSeq and is a predicted model, not a curated record.